Molecule: messenger RNA, 2031 nt
Organism: Bradysia coprophila
Lineage: Eukaryota; Metazoa; Arthropoda; Insecta; Diptera; Sciaridae
Source: RefSeq, a predicted model, not a curated record
UACAAUAUUAACUCUGGUGCUUCAGUUAAAGCUGAGUAGUAAUUCGUCACCUUUGCUAGUAUGCAAUUGGAUUAAGCCAAACAACUAUGUUUCGAACAAUUUUGUGAAAAUUGGAAGCCGAUGAACAUAACAGAAAAUGGAUUAUAUACCCGAAAUGAUUGCGCAACUAUGCUUCCUGCCGAGCGGAUUAUUUAUGGGAUAUAUAUUUUACGUUUUUGAAUUUGCCAACAAAGAAAAAUUAGAGAACAUCACCUACUUUCCGUACAUCAUUGGUUUCUCUGCAGCAUUUCUAAUUGCUUUGCUUUAUAGUGCAUUCAAAUCAAAUAAGAGACAAGAACUCUAUCAACAAUUUCACAUAUUGAUCGGUUGUUCAGUUUUGUAUUGCAUCGGUGGCGGGCUAUUCAUGUUGCAGAUAUCCACACCAGCUGUGUACAUUUCCGGACUCGGGCACGGUAUCACCUACAUAUCCAGCUUCAGUUAUUUAAAACUUCGUGUCACUGCAUCGAAACGUUCAUUUCGACUAGCUGUUUGCCAUUUCUGGUAUUUGUUCGGCUGUGCCCUAUCAAUUCAGCUUAUGAAUGAGAAUCGCGAUCUUCGCAACAUAAAUGAAUUAAUUGGUGGAUGCAUACUUGCAUCUAGCUGCAUUUCAAUUGUAUUGAUAAGCAUAUUAGAGGUGUGUCAAUAUUGCAAAAUAUUGAAUUAUAAAUGCAGCUUAGACGAUGCCAUAAAUAAGGCUAAUGCGGGGAAGACAUUAGUGCUUAAUCGAAAACAAUUGAUUGCUUCUUUCGAUGCAUCACAUCGGCCUGGAUAUGCUGUUGUACAGAUCCGAGACAAUCAAAAAUCGCCGUCAUUUUGGUUGGUAUUUUUGAAGCUCAAGGGAACAAUGCUUUUUUCCUCCGUUGUUAUGGAUUAUUCGGUACGAGCGACUAAUCUUCAUACUCACAUGGAAAACUAUGCAUUCAUCCAAUGGAUUACCUUUGCUGGAUGCGGAAUGGCACUACUUGCGUAUACAUUUUUCAACAAAAACGUGUUAUUUUAUUUAUUUUGUGCGUGCCAACUGUUGGGACUCAUAGCAGCUGUAGUCGUCUACAGCAAUGAAGACAAUUUGAUGGAAGCAGCCGUACCACUAUGGAUGUAUUAUGUAUUUAUGGGAGCAGGAUAUUGUAUAGCCGACAUAGUUCUCGUGGAAAUUUCAUCCAUUCAAAAAACUGAAAUUGUGCUCAGCAUUGGAUAUUUAAUUGAAUUCCUUCCGGUAACCAUAAUUCAGUACUGCCGUUUCUAUGCAGAAUCUGCCGUUUAUUACUUAAACGAUCCAGUACUAACAUUCAAAGCUCAUGUGAUUAGUUUCAUAUGUGCCACUGUAGUGCUUAUGAUACUGUUUCUGAUAAAUAUGCCAAAAACACAAGGCAAAUCGUUGCUGGAUAUUCGAAACAACAUUUUCGGUAUUAAGCUAAUCAAGCAACUAACCUUACCAGGUGACGAAUUCCGAUCUUAUAAUUAUCCUCGGCGAACUGAACCGCCAGCGACAACGACAUAUCCAUUCGAAAUUGCACCAGUAUAUCCACGACAAAAAAAGUCAGUGGUUCCAACAGUCACACCAGCAGAACCACCUGCACCACGCUUAAGUACAAUUUCGAGCAAUCCUUACCGGCUUCCACCGCCUACAAACACAAAUAGACCUAUUCCACAGGAAGGCAUUUACCGAAACAUUCCAAGUAGUCAUAUUGGCGUUGGCAUGAACAGAGGGACCGAUUUUCAUUUAAUGAAUCCCUCCAACAUUGUUUCCACAGCUAUAGUAGGGGGCGUAUUAUUUGGCGCUAUGUCGACAAAUUUGUGAUUUUUAAUCCCUUUCGUGAUUUAUUAAGAAAUUGAAACAAAAAUCAAAGCAAAGACGUUAAACGUAAUUUAUCUCAUUAUUUACCUAGUUUAAAAGCAAAGUACAAUAUCACUUCUGGCUCAACGCCGGAGUAAUACUUUUAGCAAUUUAUGUUAAUCGACGAUUGAAGUCAAAAUUACAUUUUGAAUUUUUAA